AUGAAUAGAAGAAGAUAAUUAUAAUUGAACAAUGCUUAUGAGAGAGUGUAGGAAAUAAAGAAAAAGAUUCAAAAGAGUUAAACCGAAUAACCGCGAUUCCCUUGGCAACUUAUGUAAUUAAUGUGUUAUGAAGAAAGGUUCCUUUACAAAAUUUACAUGAACUUGAAUUUAACUUAAAUACCUCAAGCGAUUCCAUCUUAUCUAAAGGUAGUGAAGGCAAGGAAGCCGAAAAAUUGGUUUGAUGACAUACCGAUUUUGGUAGGAGUGGAUGAAAUCCCACAGCCAGAGUAAAUAUUUAUAAAGAAGAAUAGAAUUUGCGCAAUAUGUUUAUCAGAGAUAAAUGACAAAAACUUAAUCAAAAUUCUAAAAUGCAAUCAUUACUUCCAUAAUGAAUGUAUAAAGGAUUGGCUGAUAAUAAAAGCAGAGUGUCCCACUUGCAGAAACAAAAUUGAAUAAUAUUGA
Messenger RNA from Paramecium tetraurelia, 462 nucleotides. RefSeq lists its product as uncharacterized. NCBI's taxonomy places the organism in Eukaryota, Ciliophora, Oligohymenophorea, Peniculida, Parameciidae. The transcript has a single exon. The record is from RefSeq and is a predicted model, not a curated record.